CAAGUUGUCAUCAGACCUGAGCGAUUUGUGACGAGGACCGCGAGCGAUAUUUUCUGCAGAAAAUGCAUUUGUAUUGGUUCAUCAUUUGCUAAAGAAGAAUAAGAUGCAAAGUUUCAUCACUGGUCACAGUUUGCAGGCUGAGCAGAUUACCACCCAACAGCAGCGCGCCACGCAGCAGCGGUCCGCCGCUACCACGUCUAAAGUCGGCGUGGGUGGCGCUGCAGAACUGCCGGACCGCAUUCGGGCCCCGGCAACAGUGUCGGGAGGAUCCUUCCUGCAACCGUAUCACAGGAAAAUGUGAAAACGCUUUUUAUAAGGUAUUUGUCAUGCAGUACUGUAAUGCACACUUAGACUCACAGAAACGCAAACGCGCUGACGCUGACAUUUGUAUUGCAUAGCAUGCGUUGCAGGUCAAAUUUGUCAUGCAUCAUGACUGCCAUCUGUUGAAAGCCGUUGCCACUUUUUGGAUUGAUAACCCCGUCGAAAAUUUCAUCAACGGCACGACAAGUUGUAUCGGAAGAAAAUGAUGAAGCUGCUUGUUCAACACUGUGAACUUGUGAUGCAGAGGUCGCAGAAAGGAGUAGAAAUGCUUUUCUUGCCACACAUGAUGCAAAGCGGUGGAUUCUUCUCAGCCAUGUUGUACGUUGGGACGAGCACGCAUGGCAAAUUUUCCAAACCAUGUUUGUAAAUCACGCCUUAACCUUUGUUGAAGAGAUAGAAUAAACUUGCAGAAAAAUCGUUCCAGUGAAAAUGCAGUUCAUAUUUUUCUAUACGAUAAAAACAAGUAGUGGAGGGGCGUUCGGGCACGACACUGCUGCUGCGUCAGUUUUUUCAUCAACUACGGGGGCGGCCAAGAUCAUGUCGACCGGCAGCAACAAGAUCAGCAUGUCCGGCGGUGGUGGUACCGCAUUUAGCUCGUCUGGGAAAACGAUGAAUGUUGGAGCUCCCUCAGCCACCUCAAUGUCUGGAGGAGCGUCCUCGAUGUCUCGACAGGGGAGCAGUAGUAGAGCCCCUGGCUCAACUUCGUCUUCCAGCUCUACCGGUGCAUCGAACUCUUUCGCCCACAGCCUGAACCCUUCAGCGUCUGCGAAAAAUCUAAACAGCGCCGGGAAGCAGGUUAUGUCCGAAGCCACGGACCUGAUCAAGGGCUGUAUCCUCGUGUAAGCAGUACUACGCCUGCAUCGCCCUGUUGCUUCUUGUCAUGCUCAAUCAAAAGUAUGCUCAGAUGAACGUGUUAUUUUGAUUUGCAUUUAUUCCACCGGGAAGAUGGUGCCGCAGUUGUCUCACAGGAUACGCUUUUUUGGUUCGGUACAGAAGAAGGUGUACGAGGUGUUCAAUGAAGACGAGAACGAAUUCGCGGAGUUCGCUAUCAGACUGCACAUAGCUUUAGCUCCCCCUCUUUUGCAUGGCAUGAGAUGUGGCUUCUGCAUCACAAAUUCAGGUACUGACUGGAAUAUUGUUUUAGCUUCUUCAUUCGCAGUUUGUCAUGUACAUAUAGUGACGACUGGAGUUGCAGUUGGUGCUUUGAAUGAGAAAUGAGAACGAGGGGUACGUUCAUCUAUGUGCACUGUCAUAUUCGCCGGUCUCGGGAUCUUAUCCGCUGCAAAAAAUCUUCACGACGACGGACUUGCUCCUUGGCAUGAUGACAGAGCUUCAGAGAAUUCUUUUGAUGACGUUGACAGCGAUGAAGCUCGGGCCAUCUUCAUUGCUUUCGAAUUUGCUCAUGAUUUUCCACGUUUGAUGCGGUCGUCGUCGUGUAGUUUUUCUUUUUGCAAUGCAUACCUCCAUGGCGGCUUCGGUGGUAUGCACGUGCCGACUAAUAUCACGAGAAAAAAGUGUUACAGUUACUUACACAUUUGUUCUUGUUGGAGUUUCUGCAUCACAAAUUUUCUCUGUGUGGUUGUAGAGAAAACUUGUAAUGCGAAGAUCAUAAGGGAAAACAGGAAGGCAACGAGGCUCCCAAGCAUUUCCUGCAUGACAAAGGUUGUCUCUGUUGCCGGUCUUGCAUCACAGUAUGUAACUGUAACACUUUUUUCUUGUGAUAACUAACCCGCAUCGUGGCGCGGCUCAUCGCACUGCGGGUGAAGCAGGCACAACUGGACACCCAACAGCAGCCUCCAAGAUGCUGCACACCCGGCCGCAGCAAAAUGUGAUGCGCAUGGUGCCCGGCGAAGUGGGGGGCAACUCAGGUAAUAUUGGAACAACAGGAGCAAGUAGUACUGCGCAGGCUACUACCGGAAGUUCUUCUGCUGCGGCCUCCGCUGCGAACAACCCAGCGAGUUGUACUGCAGGCGGCGGUCCCGUCAGCGGUGGUGUCGCGGGAGCAGCGACCGCUGGUGGAACUAUGGGUAGUAAUACCGGCGCUGCAAGACAACUACCGAGUGCAGGUGGUGCCUCGACUGCAUCUUCCACUUCGCAGUCCGGUGGAACAGCGGCAGUGCCAGGCACAGGCGUGAAUUUGCGUAGUACUAGAUCAUUUUUCAUUUAAAAGAUUAGAAAUGAGUUGGAUCAUUAUACUUGAUGUUGAUAAUGUCUUGGUCAUGGUGCAGUACACUACUAGUAUACAUUUAUCUUUGGUGGGUGCAAUUUUUUUACCAGGAGAGCGAGAGAGCGUCUCUGUCUGCGAAGCUGCGCAGCACAUCAACUUUUGCUCUCCACCACGGCACAAAGGUAAACGUAGAAGCGAAGCACUUUAAUAGCGUGAUAAGGAUAACAACUAAUGCAGCAUCUACAUUUCGUUUUGUUCCAUUAUCUGGAUCUCAAUUGAAUUCGCAGGGCCGCAACAGAAGGCGGGCAGCAGCUCUUCUUCUCGGGGAGAUCCGCGCCGGGCUACCUAUGCCUCGCUCGUCAGGUGUUGCAAUCUCAAGCUGUUAUACCUGUGCGGGGAAGUCUAGAAGGACAACGAUUUGGCUGGCAUGAAGAAAAACAUGGCGCACAUGAUAGUUUUGCGAUCUUCUACUUCUGUGCACGACCAGUAGUUCACACAAUUACAGUGUAGUCUCGAGCAGGUAGUUACAGAUGAACUUCUUGCCAUGAGCGCUUUAAAACUAAAAUACGGAAGGUGGUCUAGCUCAUGCAACUUUGCAUUUGCAAUUGCAUGCCAAUGUGAAGACAGUCGAGCUUGCAGCACUACUUGAGCUGGCUAUACAACCAUGGCAAGCAGCACGCCGACAGCGGCUAUCCACAAAAAAAGACCCAUCCCCAUCCAAUUUGUGACGCAAAACAUGCGUCAAGUCCUGCGUUUGUCAUGCAAAAAAGGGAUGAUGAUGGGCCUUUUUUUGUGGAUAACAGCGGGAACUGGUGCUGCCGCCCCUGCGCACGGGUACAACUUAAGUACUAACGUGGGAUAUCUUGUUGCGUUCCACCCAGUGCAGCUGAUUUAGCAGCUGUGAAUUGAGUGUACAUUCUCACAUAAAAUGUUGCUACUUUAGCAAGUUUUUGAUGCGUUUAUUAGAAACCAAUUGGAAGCAUCGAAAUAAAUUCUCUAUCAGCAUGGUGAUGGACAAGAGUUUGUCGAUUUGGAAAGACGCGUUGCAGAGCGUGGGCAGCAAUGUGCGGGAUCUUCACGCGUUUAUCCAGCAUGAUUUAAACGUCGAGCUAUGGCGAGUCAAGUUGUUUUACAUACAUUUUGAUAUCCUUCAGGUUGUUGUGCAUAUCGUCUGCAUGAGAACGACUUCGGUAUUAAGUGGGCGCCUAUUGUAUACUUGACUUAGUCUUAGACUUAGCAUGUUGUCCCUUUUCGUGUUAUACCUCCGGAACGAGUCACCUACGAUCUCCACCGCUGUCUCAUUUUCGGAACCGAAAUCGAGUUUACGUGCGAAGGUUGAGCUGUUAAGUUUGCUUUUGGGAUGCUAUCUAGAUCUAGUAUUGGUUUUUUCAAAUACCUGCCAUGCCUGCUCUUACUGUUAAUACCGUGUGGUCACGACUUGUUUGUUGCUAUGUUAUUCCACCACUGGUGCAGAAAAUGAGAACGAAAGCACUCAGUUUCCGUCUCAAAACCAGGUCAACUCGUGAAGAGCGUCAAGGUUGGGUCGCGCGUUUGGUCUUCUAUCCUGUGCAAAAGUAUAAGUAUCCUACUUGCUUCUUCUAGUGCGUGACUGCAUGAUGACAAAUUUGCUCAGCGUGGUCACGAGUAGAAUUUGUCAUUCUGAAUUAGUACCUCCAGAACCAGAUUUUUCAUGCAAUACAAAUACUGCCACUAUGAUUGAUUUGAAAAUUUCGUCGAGUUGUGCGAUAAGACUUUUGCAGUGCAUAUCGUCCGGACAGCAGCAGUGGGUGGACGCCGUGGACGCAGAGAUCCAGAGGAAGGGGUCGCUAUGAAAGAGGAUGAAUCAAAAAAAAAAAAGAAAACAUUUGAAGAUAGCGGAAGUGCUAGUGGUUGUCGCUUUCGAGGACUUGAUGAGUCCACAGCGGAACGAACUACAGUCGUGUCUACAUGCAGUAGGUUCAUCUGGCUAUUGUUCUUAUUGAAAUGCGACCAGGGGCGAAUUUACGUAGUACACUGAGGCGCCCGCGCCCUGGAAAAUGAUAUUAAAGUUUUAUUCAUUGGCUUUGAUGUUGUUUUCUUUCCACUUCCUCUUCCCGUCCAGGAAUGUCUCGACCUGCUACUUGCGACACAGAAGGACUACUUGGGUGCUGAUGCCGCCGGGGAAGCCGGGAAGGGAAAGAUUCCGCAAAACCUGGAGGAGGCUACCGCGAUCACGAACCAGCGGCCGAUCUUCCGGCGGAACCGCAGAGCGUGGGACUGGCCGCUGUCCAGAGACUGUAUUUUUCGCUUUUGAAUAUGAUGUCGUUUCAACACCAACAUGUGGGGAAGAGAAUAAAAGUGUUGAAUUAACGUGCUUGCAUCUGACGCAGAAGCAGAACCACUUCCACCUGGUGCAUCGGUCAUUAUUAUAUCUUUCACUUUCUAUGAUUCACAUUCAGACGAAAAAACCGAUAAGGAUCAGCCGCGGAGGGAGAAUCACUGGAAAGGGAAUGAGAAACACAAAAGAUAAAUCCAGGUUACCGUAUGCGAUUCGUGGAAGUCCUCAAGAGCGAGUGCGCGGCUCUGGGCAGUUACGGAAAAGAAGACAAAUCUUAUCCUUCGCCUAGCAGUGCGAUGAUAGAUCACAACUUGUCAUGCAGCACAAAGGACCAGCACCAGAAAACAAAAGCAGAAGCGGAUUUGUUUUCCCUUCGCGGCUUUUCAUGAAAGCACGACGAACUUGAGGAGCUACUACGUGUUUAGGAUAAGAAUUUUUCCUCUCCAUACUACCGAACGCGAACAGCUGGCGGCAAAGUUGGACUCGAUCCACGGGGCUCUUGGGCAGCAUUGAAACUUCGACUCGACCAUCCGUCCACCGACUGGAGUAGAUCUGGACUGUGUACAUGUCCCCAAAGGAGCUCCUGCGGAGAUGAAACACGUAUAGCAGAAACGGGAAUAUGAGAGAAUCUGUAGCAGCUCAAAGCUUGCUUACCAAUAGCGUUGCACAGACGCGAGGCUCUUACAUGAUUUUAACCGCCUCGAGAACCCCGAAUAAGACGGACCAACGGGAAAUGGACCAGUGUCUGCUGCAUCAAGUGAACCUGAAGAUGUAGAUUUAGCUUUCUCGUCUGGUCUCUUGAAUACUUCUUGGCAAUCGGAUGAAGGCGGCCGCGUGGUGUUCGUCAAAAAGUUGUAAAUUUAACUCAGCAACUUCGCUCUGGGGAACCAAAACCGGAUAAAAC
Messenger RNA from Amoebophrya sp. A120, 5709 nucleotides. Lineage: Eukaryota; Dinophyceae; Syndiniales; Amoebophryaceae. The record is from the annotation of a GenBank genome assembly.